CACUUUGGAACUUGGAAGAAUUCAAUGAGACAAGUUAGCCAGUAGCCAGUUGACAGUAGACACUUUCACCUGCUUCAUUGUCUUUAUCUCUAUCCUCUUUUUCCCUUCUUCCCACACUUUCACUCACAAUCACAAAAUUCCCAUGUUCCAAUAAGAAAAUCCCAAGGAGUUUAUAUACUUAAUAAUAGUACAAUAAUCAGUUCAAUUAUAGCACAAAAAAUAGCUCAGAAAGGUGAAUUUUAUUAAGUUUUAGUGUAAAUUGUGAAUCCCAUUUGCUUGAAAAAGGGGAAAAGGUGAUUUUUUUUGAUAAUCACAUAGUUUUUUUGUCGAGAUUUGAACCUGAGACGUGAGGUUCGGAACCAAUUCAUUGAUCACCAGGCCAGGCCUUUGGAAAAAUUGGUUCUUUUGUGGACCCCACUUUACUGAAUUCAAGAACCAACUACUAGUCCUUGUUGAUUUUACUGUGUUUUUGGAGAAAAAUUGAUUUUUUUUGUAUGCUCAAUUUACAGAAUUCAAGAAUCAAUUACUAGUCUCUUGUUGAUUCUACUGUUUUUGAUUGGGGAAAAAUGGAGGGGUGUGAUCAAGAACGGUGGCUGAGCUCUAUGGUGGAGAUGGUGGUGGUGGAAGAGAUGAAAGAUUGAAUCUUUCGUGACCCCACUUCACAGAAUUCAAGUAAACUACUGUGUUUUGGAGAAAAAAAUGGAGGGGUGUAAUCAAGAAUGGCAGCUGAGCUCUAUGGUGGUGGAGGAGGAGGUGAAAAAUUGAAUCUUUAGACCCUCCUUUACAGAAUUUAAGAAAAUUGAUUUGUCUGUGUGUUGAUUGGGUGAAAAAAAUGGAGGGGUGUGAUCAAGAACGUCGGUUGAAGGCGGUGGAUGUGGUGGUAGAGGAGGAGGAGGUGGAGGAGAGUAGUGAUGAUUGUAGUUCAGAGGAUGAAGGAACUGAUGAUUAUAGGAGGGGAGGUUAUCAUGCUGUUAGAAUAGGUGAUAGUUUCAAUGGAGGUAGAUAUGUGGUUCAAAGUAAGCUUGGUUGGGGUCAUUUCUCUACUGUUUGGUUGGCUUGGGAUACUCUUGUGUCUCGAUUCGUAGCGCUGAAAGUACAGAAGAGUGCGCAGCAUUACACGGAAGCAGCGAUGGAUGAGAUCACCAUUUUAAAACAGAUCGCAGAGUGUGAUCCGGAUGAUAAAAAAUGUGUUGUGAAGUUACUGGAUAAUUUUAAACACUCGGGUCCAAAUGGGCAACAUGUGUGUAUGGUUUUUGAGUAUUUGGGUGACAAUCUCUUGACACUUCUUAAGUAUACUGAUUAUCGUGGACUGCCUAUUCAUAUGGUCAAAGAGCUGUGUUUUCAUGUUCUAGUUGGAUUGGAUUAUUUGCACAGACAGCUUUCUAUCAUACACACCGAUUUGAAACCCGAGAAUGUACUGCUCUGCUCCACAAUUGAUCCAUCUAAGGACCCCAGAAAAUCUGGAAAACCUCUUAUACUUCCUAGUCAUAAGGAUAAAGCUACGCUGGAUGGCGGGCCUCUGAAGGGUUAUGUAACAUCAGAUGAAAAUUUGAUUAAGAACCACCAUAAGAAGAUUAGAAGAAAGGCCAAACAAGCAGCUCAAUGUUUUGCGGGAAAUGAAGCUUCUCUCGGGACUAAGGCUGGACAAUAUUCCUCAGCUUCUGCGGAGUCAUCAAAUGGUCCGCUUGAUUCUUCUGUUAGUGCUAAUAGAAUGUCAAAUGCCGGUGCUGCAACAGGCAGCGGGAAAGAAUAUGAGGGUCCUCAGAAAGGAAGCCGUUCUACAAGGAGAAAGUUGUUGGAAUCGGUCGACCUAAAGUGCAAAGUCGUUGACUUUGGCAGUGCAUGUUGGACGUACAAACAGUUCACAGAUGAUAUUCAAACUAGACAGUACAGGUGUCCUGAAGUUAUCCUUGGAUCAAAAUAUUCAACCUCAGCAGAUCUUUGGUCUUUCGCUUGCAUUUGUUUUGAGCUUGCAACUGGCGACGUGCUAUUUGAUCCUCACAGUGGUGAUAACUUUGACAGAGAUGAGGACCACUUAGCACUGAUGAUGGAGCUUCUAGGAAUGAUGCCACGAAAAAUUGCCUUAGGGGGUCGUUAUUCACGUGAUUUCUUCAAUAGACAUGGUGACUUGAGGCACAUCAGACGGUUGCGCUUUUGGCCUUUAAAGAAGGUCCUGAUAGAGAAGUAUGAAUUCAGUGAGCAAGACGCAAAGGACUUGUCUGAUUUUCUGGUCCAAAUACUUGACUUUGUCCCUGAGAAACGGCCUACUGCAGCUCAGUGCCUUCUCCAUCCGUGGAUCAACGCUGGUCCGCGCCUGUUGGAACCGUCCUUGCCUGAUGCACAACCUAAAGCCGUUGAUACUCUAAACUCUGAGCAAACCAAGAAACGGAAUGAAGAAGAGCGGGAGGCAAUGGAGGUUGCGAUGGAGAAGAUAUCUAUCAACAGGAACACAAAAAGUUUCAGAAGUUACUCGGUCAGAUUCUGAUACUGAGCAGUUUCAACCUAUGUUGUUCGGACUUUUCAGAAAUGUCUAUGCGUGUCGGAUCCUCCAAAAGUAAUGCAUUUUUGUAGGAUCCAACGCAGAUGCGGCAUCAUUUUGGAGAGUCCAAGCAAACAUAGGUUUUAACCAGUUCAUCUUGAUACAUGUCCAAUCUAUAUUACCCUGGUACGAACAUGCCCUUACAUCAUCUUCCUCCAAGAUAAUGUUCGACGGUGUGCUCUACCGUUCAUUAGAAUAGGGAACCAUGCAACUCUUCUUACCAAAAACAACGAACCUACUACUCAUCCUAGGAAUUAUCAGGCACUAUAAAAGAGUCCGUCCCCUCUCUUUCUGUCUCUCCGAGUUUCUACUACUAAGUAGCACUUCUGCUAUUCAAUCUUCUUCUCGUUUGAACGAAUCCCAAGGUUUCACAAUGAGGAUGUUACAAGGUAAAUGUGCAAGAGUCGUCCCCUCUGUGUGUCUAUUCGAGUUUCUACUACUAAGUAGCCGUUCUGCUAUUCAAUCAUCUCCUCGUUGAACAUAUCCCAUGGCUUCACAACAACGCUACUACAAGGUAACUAUGAAAGUGAAAAAGGUGUCCGCGGGGACCAAGUAUACGAGCAGCUCCAGAACAAGCAUGCAAAGGACACUGCAGAUUUUCGCGGUCCUGAACAUUUAUAAUUCAUUACAACUUAUACUGGUAAAGAGACAACUAUAGUACACUUUGUUUCUUGAAUCCUUCUCUAUGUCUACAUGAAAUUCAUACUGAUAUCUAUACGAUGCUUAUCGCGAGCGUUCUAAUAUAAAGUUUCAUUUGUUCA
Molecule: messenger RNA, 3300 nt
Organism: Capsicum annuum
Lineage: Eukaryota; Viridiplantae; Streptophyta; Magnoliopsida; Solanales; Solanaceae
Product: SRSF protein kinase 2
Exons: 4
Coding region: 833-2485 (550 amino acids)
Biological process (GO): protein phosphorylation; spliceosomal complex assembly; regulation of mRNA processing
Molecular function (GO): ATP binding; protein kinase activity
Source: RefSeq, a predicted model, not a curated record